AUGACUACUGAAACUGAAUUAAUAUUUUCUCCGGAACGAACAUCAAAUAAUUCAUUUCAUAUAUUUUCUAGUAAAAAAACAAGUCGUCGUGGAGCAGCACUACAUCAACCACCAAAACCUGUCUCAUGUCGUGUUUUUCGAUAUUUUACUCCAGCUGCUGCUAUUAAACCAUCAAAUGCUGUUUCAGUUAGUACAGAUUCUUAUGGUGUUGUAUUAGAAAGUCCAUUUUAUACUAAAUCAAAUACAUCAACAUAUUGGGAUCAAUGUUUCGAACAUGUUGAAUGUAUUGGUCGUGGAUCAUUUGCUGAAGUUUAUAAAGUUCGUAAUAAAGAUGAUAAUCAAUUAUAUGCUAUUAAACGUUCAUUAACUAAAUUUCGUGGUAAAUCUGAUCGUGAUCAGAAAUUAAAAGAAGUUCGUUUUCAUGAAGCACUUGCUACACAUAGUAAUAUUUUAAAAAUAAUUCGUGCAUGGGAAGAACGUGAACGUUUAUAUAUACAAACAGAACUAUGUGAAAGCAAUUUAUUGGAAUAUGCCAGAGAACAUUCAAUGAAUCAGUCAAUGAUUUGGCAUUUGCUUUAUCAAAUUAGUCAAGCUCUUGAUUUUCUUCAUUCGUUAUAUUAUGUUCAUAUGGAUGUUAAACCAGAAAAUAUCUUAAUUACAAGUGAUGGUAGUCUUAAACUUUGUGAUUUUGGUAUUGUACAUGAUUUACGAAGUGCAUCAACUUUAGCUCAAGAUGGUGAUGCACGUUAUCUUGCAUUCGAAGUACUUUCAGGUACGAUAUCAACAGCAGCUGAUGUAUUUAGUUUGGGCAUGGCAGCACUUGAAUUAGUCAGUGAUUAUGAUAUGCCUGUAACGGGUGAUCUUUGGACUGAUAUAAGAGCUUUAAAUUUACCAGUAGAAAUUGUUUCAGUUUUAACUGAUAUUCAUUUAAAACAACUUUUAUAUCGAAUGAUUCAUGCUGAUUAUAAAAUACGACCAUCUGCAAAAGAAGUUCUUGAUAGUCCAACUAUCCGUAAUCAGAUUUGUUAUAUGCCAUCACCAUUUGCAUUUAAUCAACAUCGACAUGAACAUAUUGUUUCAUCAAUCGGUGGAAAUGAUUCACCUGCUAGUCAUGGUUGUCGAACACCAAUAAAAAAACCAAAACGACCACCAAAUUAUGGUGGCUACCAUGACGAACAUUCAGAUGAUGAAUUUCGACUUCAUUCUAUUCAUGAUAAAUCACAAUUAACUCCACCACCAGCAGUUGUUGGUGAUCCACUUCGAGUUCGUCUUUUUCCUGGUGAAUCAGACGAAGAAAUCAAUGAUGAUCAUAUUUAUUUUCGAAAAUCUCCAGUUCAAUUUAAAUUUGACAGUAGUGGAACUGAAGAUUAA
Messenger RNA from Adineta steineri, 1371 nucleotides. NCBI's taxonomy places the organism in Eukaryota, Metazoa, Rotifera, Eurotatoria, Adinetida, Adinetidae. The record is from the annotation of a GenBank genome assembly.